AUGCCUCUUCUCUUGAUCACAGGAUACCCUUCCGCGGGUAAGACAACCCGAGCCAUGCAAAUAAAGGACUACUUCGAGAAGAAGAUCCAGGAGACAGGGUCGAAUCUGACAGUGGAGGUGAUCAAUGAUGAGUCUCUGGGACUGAGCAAAGACUCGUACAAGGAGAGCCGGACUGAAAAAAUGACCCGUGGCGAGCAAAUAUCUGCUGUUAAACGGUUGGUUUCCAAAAACACCAUCGUCAUUCUCGACAACAUGACAUAUAUCAAAGGAUUCAGAUACCAGCUGUGGUGUGAAGCAAAGGCCGUGGCUACCAACUAUGGAGUGGCACAUGUGGGUGCUCCCGUUGAUGUUUGCAAGGAAUACAAUUCAAUUCACCCCAACAAGUGGGAGGACGAUCUCUUUGACGCCCUAGUAUUCAGAUAUGAAGAGCCGAAUGGAGCGAACAAGUGGGAUUCUCCUCUCUUUACCAUUCCUCAUAUUGACAAAGACAUCUCUGGUGAGGAAAUGUGGAAUGCUUUGGUUCACCGAAAGGUUCUAAAACCCAACCAGGCAACUGUGCUAAAGCCUGCCACGUCUACUGACUACCUCUAUGAGCUUGAUAAGAAGACCCAGACCAUUGUCAGCGAGAUCCUUGAUAUCCAAAGAGACAAUGUUGGAGGUCUCGUGAAGCUAGAUGGUGGUAAUCACAGUCUUCAGCUGCCUAUAGAUGCUGUCAGUCUUCCUGAACUGCAACGUAUGAGGCGUCAGUUUGUGACUCUCAAUAAGAUGAGAGCACUCGGCGAUGACAGAAUCAUUCCGCUGUUCAUUGAGUUCCUUGAGAAGAACUUUGAUGAAUAG
Molecule: messenger RNA, 837 nt
Organism: Yarrowia lipolytica CLIB122
Lineage: Eukaryota; Fungi; Ascomycota; Dipodascomycetes; Dipodascales
Biological process (GO): tRNA wobble uridine modification
Source: RefSeq, a predicted model, not a curated record